CGUGUGCUUGGGGACUUGGCAGCUUGGGCAUGGGUCCAUUCCAGUCUGGGGAUUCGGACGCUGCGAGAAGUGUAUCCUCUGCUGCCUGGGCUCGAGCCACCGUCUGAUUGUCUUGCUUCCUUUGGCAUUGCCCAUCUUGCUGAAUUCGUGUGCAUUAUUGGUUUCAGACAGUCUGGAGCCGUUACUUUGUUACACUUAGCCAAGUGUUGGCAUUUAGCCUCCGCUCCGAGUUCUAUUGUCUGUCUGACAUCCCAGUUUCUGGAAGAGCAUUCUUCCGCUCCAAGCCUGUGUCUGCGUUUGUCUCUGCGGGUUGCCUCCUCACCGUUAGUGACUACAUUUAACAACACUCUUUCACUGACAGCCAAUCACUAA
This is a messenger RNA of Protopolystoma xenopodis, 372 nucleotides long. Lineage: Eukaryota; Metazoa; Platyhelminthes; Monogenea; Polystomatidea; Polystomatidae. The record is from the annotation of a GenBank genome assembly.